GUGAAUUGUUUGCAGCAGGUUUUAUAUCUGCAUGCAAACGUGGAGUUUAGUCUGUUGGAAUUACCGAGUUACUAGAAAUAAGAGAUCAUGUCAGCUUUUGGUUUCCUCGCUUCAUUGCCAGAGGAUCAUUUCGUCUGUACGAUCUGCCUGAACGUCUUCAGUGACCCGGUCACUACACCUUGCGGUCACAACUUUUGCAGGACCUGCCUCACUCAGCACUGGGACAGAAGUGAGUUAUGCCACUGUCCAACGUGCAGUAAAAGAUUCUAUGUGAGGCCCGAGUUCUCCACAAACACCGUCAUCGCAGAGAUUUCAGGCCAAAUCAAGAAGAGGAAGGUGGAGACGCUUGAAGACAUGGAUGCACCGGGGAAAGUGGCGUGCGACGUGUGCACUGAUUUACAGUUCAAAGCCUUGAAGUCUUGCCUGGUGUGUCAGACGUCGUACUGCGAAGCCCAUCUGGAGCCUCACCAGAGAGUUCCCUCUUUAAUGAGACACAAGCUGAUCGAGCCAGUGGAGAAUCUGGAGGAGAGGAUGUGCAGGAGGCACGAGAGGAUAAUGGAGUUUUUCUGCAGAGAUGAUCAGGUGUGCAUCUGUCUGCUGUGCAGUGAGACAGACCACAAAGACCAUGAGACAGUACCUGUUGAAGAAGAAGGGGCUCAGCAGAGAGAAAAUAUUGAGUCUCAAAAAGCAAAGAUCAAACUGAUGAUUGAGGAGAGGAUGGAAAAGAUAAAGGAAUUUAAUGAGGGCUCCGAACUGCGGAAGGUAAAAGCAGACCAAGAGAUUGAGGAGAACAAUACACUAUUCAGUAAUCUGAUAAACCAAGUAGAAGAGAUGCAGGCUAAACUACGAUCAAACAUUCAAAUCAAGCUCAGAAAGUCACAAGAGAAAGACGAAGCGGUAAUUCAGGAGUUGCACGACGAAAUCGCAGAACUGCAGAGAAAACACUCAGAGCUGGACGAACUUUCACAAAAUGAGGACCACCUGUGGCUCUUACAGACUUUGAAGGCUCUGAGCAAUAUUUCCGCCUCCAAGGAUUGGUCCAAGAUCAAGGUUUACUCAGACUUGUGUGUGCAGACGGCAAGGAGAGCCAUGGCUCAUCUUGUGCACACUUUCAAAACUGAACUGAAAACUCUCACAAAAGCAGAACUGACCAGGAUGAGGCAAUAUAAAGAAUCAGUCGCCUUUAACCCUUCCACUGCCGGCGAGGGCCUUGUGGUGACUGAAUCUGGGAAACGUCUGAAGUACUUCAGAGCAGCAAGCCCCUCGUCUGAUGAGUUUGGGAGGUUUGACUGUCCCAUGGUGUUUGGGACGAAGGGCUUCACCUCUGGCCGACACUACUGGGAAGUCCAAGUGGCCCUGAGAAACAACUGGGAUGUGGGUGUUGCCAAGGAAAGUGCCAAGGUUAAUAGGAGUGUACCUGGACUAUGA
This is a messenger RNA of Maylandia zebra (zebra mbuna), 1428 nucleotides long. The record is from RefSeq and is a predicted model, not a curated record. Lineage: Eukaryota; Metazoa; Chordata; Actinopteri; Cichliformes; Cichlidae.